AUGAACGACGAUUUUAUAGGAGGCCUCAAGACGGGCCUGCAUGAAAUGCCUCCGCUUGAGCCGGGCAUGAUGCCUCCGACAGGAGGUGACCCGUGCUUUGCGCUGGGAGAGUUCGCGAAGAGGACUUUGCAACGGCCCAUAAUGUACGACUCGUUGAACCACUACAACCGCAAAUCACUGAUGAACGCGUUGGAGACACUGAUCAAAGUAAUGACCUGUUUAACGUCUGUCUAA
Molecule: messenger RNA, 234 nt
Organism: Soboliphyme baturini
Lineage: Eukaryota; Metazoa; Nematoda; Enoplea; Dioctophymatida; Soboliphymatidae
Source: the annotation of a GenBank genome assembly